UGCCCACCCUCCACAGAUCCCUGCUCAGUCAGUCCACCAGCAGCCGCACAGCACACACUCCUACAGCCCCUGCCAGCUGCAGUCAGUGCUCCUUCCGCUCGCAGUCAUUGAACAGAAGUAGCCGUCACGAGUUAGCUUCUUAAACACGUGAUAAAGAAGAAGAGGGUGAGAAGAGACAGUGGGGAAAAGAAGAGAAGGAAGGGAGAAAACGAAUCAGCAAAGCUGCAGCUUCGCUGUGAUUCGCACCUGCUAGCAUGCUGCUCCGUGCAUUUGCUCUGCUGUUGCUCAGUGCUGGAUGUUGCCUAACCUCACCGCCGACCCCUGCUCUGUCCUCCUCAUUGAUACCUUCUCUGGCCACACCUCCUCCAGACCCCUGUGAGGGACAUCCUUGCCUUAACAGUGGUUCUUGCAUCUCUCUGUCCUCAUCGCUGAGGACACUUGACAAACCACCAGACACUGAGACAUACACCUGCGCCUGUAUUGCUGGCUUCACUGGCCACAACUGUGAGUUUUUUGUAGACGUCUGUGCCAGCAAUCCCUGUAUCCAUGGAAAUUGCAGUGAUGUGGGUGGGGUGUACACCUGUGAAUGCAGCGAGGGUUUCGAGGGGGAGAGGUGCGAACGGCCAUCUUCAAACAUCCCCAUGACCAUCUGGGAGUCUUCCUCUCUGACCUCGGAACAUGCAACACUUGCUACUGCUGUCACAUCAGCUGCACCUACUGAGGCCAUGCAGGCCACCCCAACCACAGCACCCACAAGCACACAGGCAUUGCCAUCACUGCAGCCAUGGCAGCCCACGACAGAACAGAGAGUGGCUACAGUGAUUUGGGACAAUGAUCAGGUGCAAGAGAUGUCAGACUGCAGGAGCCUGAUGGGUAGGGAUUCUUCAGGGGCUGUGUAUCUAGCCCUAGAGUUGGCUGAAGGCACAGCCAUCAAGAUCCAGGCAAACAUUACUGGCAUUACAGGUUUGUGGCGUGUCAGUGAGGGUGCAUUUCACCACUGCACAGUCUCAGAUGGCGCGGUAGUCUGGCUCCAGCAAGCUUCUGAUGGUCUGGUUCUGACAGAGCAGUACCUUCCACUUGGCCAGAGCUACUUUGUGGGUGUCCUGCAUGAUGACACUGCCAAUGGUGACACAGUGACAUUGCUUCUGCAAGUUACAAUGAAAGCCAGCAGCUGCACAGAGCCAGGAAGCCACUUCAAUGACCCACAAUGUUCUGGAAAGGGGACAUGUGUCACCCAGCCAAGUAAGAACACCUUCUACUGCGAGUGUGAGAAGUGGUAUUCGGGAAUCUUCUGUGAAGAGUUUGAUGCAUGUCACCUGAACCCUUGCAAGAACAAUGGCACAUGCAGUGACUUAAGGGAGGGCAAUGAAGGUCGUAAUUUCACCUGUGCUUGCUCAUCAGGGUACACAGGUGAGCAGUGUGAAGCUCUAGUAGACCACUGUCUCUCACAACCCUGCCUGAAUGGGGCUACCUGCACUAGCAACCUGGCAGGACCCAGCUGCCACUGCCCAGAAGGUUACCAAGGAUGGAUGUGUGAGCAGAAAAUCAAUCCUUGUGCUUCAUCGCCCUGCCACAAUAAUGGCACAUGCUAUUCGGAUGAGCAGAGCUUCAGCUGCAGCUGUGCGCCAGGAUUCACGGGUCCCACCUGCGCUCAGCUGGUCGACUUCUGCGCCCUCAACCCUUGUGCUCAUGGCAUUUGCCGCAGUGUAGGGACCAGCUACAGGUGUCUCUGUGUUCCAGGUUACCAUGGGUUAUAUUGUGAAGAGGAGUAUAAUGAGUGUUUGUCGGCGCCUUGCCAGAACCACGCCACCUGCCGGGACCUGGUCAAUGCCUAUGAGUGUAUAUGCCCUGUACAGUACGAGGGAAGACACUGUGAGGUCUACAAGGACCCAUGUCUGAAAGUUCACUGUCAGAAUGGAGGAUCAUGUGAUCGUGAGGGGCUGAAUGCUACCUGUGUUUGCCCUGCUGGCUAUAUGGGUGAAAACUGUGAAGUUGACAUCAAUGAAUGCGACAGCAAUCCUUGCCAUCAUGGAGCUACCUGUAUUGACCAAUCAAAUGGCUUUAUCUGUCACUGCCAACAAGGAUGGGUAGGACCAAAUUGUGAGAUUUAUUUGCAGUGGAAGGCAGCUCACCCAGAUGAUUCUUUGACUAGCAUGCCACGCCACUCUCUCUAUAUCAUCAUCGGUGCUCUGUGCGUAGCCUUCAUUCUUAUGCUCAUCAUCCUCAUUGUUGGAAUCUGUCGCAUCAGUCGCAUCGAAUACCAGGGCUCUUCUCGGCAUGCAUACCAGGAGUUCUACAACUGCCGCAGCAUCGACAGCGAGUUCAAUAAUGCCAUUGCAUCCAUCCGCCAUGCCAGGUUUGGGAAGAAGUCCAGGCCUGCCAUGUAUGAUGCAACACCCAUCUCCUAUGAGGAUUACAGUCCUGAUGACAAGCCACUUGUUACUCUGAUCAAGACAAAGGAUUUGUAAAAAUAAAUAGAUAGAUAAAUUUCAAAACACCAACAUAAACUUUCCCCUACAUCAAAUGUCAUUAUACCAUAGAUUAAUUAUAACUUAAACUAAGUGGUUAGUAAAAUCUCCAUGUAUGCAACCACUGCUGGUUAGUAGAAUCAAAUUCUUUUACAGUCUACUUUAAUACUACAGAAGGUCUCCGUAGAUUUAAAAAAGUUGACUCAGCAGCUACAUGUUACCUUUCUAAGCAGAUAUACGCCAUUCCAGAUGUUAGAGUAAUAAGUGCAGUUAUGGUGAACUAUGAUAGACUAAAAACCUGCAGUAGGUUUCCUCUUUUAGUGCAUGGGUAAAUGUGAUGGUUUCUACAUUAUUUUGAAUCCUUAGGCAUAUCUUUGUUUGUUUAGUGUAUACUUUAUUUAGUGAUUGGUUAGUUCUCUGGAUAGUGUGUGGUGUUGGGGAAACUUUUGCCAGUGUUUUGUGGAGGCAAAAACUACCUUUUACUUGGUCGUAUUCCUUAUUACUAUAACACAAAUAAAAAUUGGUAGAUCAUUUUACAGUGUUUUGUUGUUGUCCUCUGAGGACAACACCAUUGCUAGGUAAAAGAUGAAAAGUUAGUGACCCCGCCGUAAAUGUGCUUCUGUGUUUCAGGCAUGGUUUCCUAUGUGUACAUAAUGAUCAGGUUAUGCUUAGGGCCAGUUCUUUCUAUUCUUCAACAAGGCCUGACCUAUUUCUUUUCUUCAUCGUGGGUCAUGAUUUUCUUUUUUACUCUGUGAUUUAUUCUAUGUGGAAUGAUGUAAUUAAAAAGAUUCAAGUGAAAGCCA
Paramormyrops kingsleyae is the source of this 3271-nucleotide messenger RNA. RefSeq names its product delta/notch-like EGF repeat containing (gene dner). Gene Ontology annotation, molecular function: calcium ion binding. Gene Ontology annotation, biological process: establishment or maintenance of epithelial cell apical/basal polarity; heterophilic cell-cell adhesion. The record is from RefSeq and is a predicted model, not a curated record. Gene Ontology annotation, cellular component: plasma membrane; protein-containing complex. Lineage: Eukaryota; Metazoa; Chordata; Actinopteri; Osteoglossiformes; Mormyridae.